AUGCAAAAACGAUACAAUGUACCUCAAAAUAUUGAUUGCUUUGUUAUUAACUUUAUCAGGCCUAGUUUGGUGGAAGAAAGAGUGAAUAUUGUUCUGGGAUCAUUUUACAUACCUAAAGACAACAAAUCAAAUCCUAAAGGAGAUGAUGCUCAUUUCAUCUGUGGACAAAAACAGACCAUUGGCAUAGCAGAUGGAGUUGGAGGUUGGACAAGACAAGGCGUGAAUGCUGGAGAAUAUGCGCGAGAGCUGAUGUUAAACUCAGUAAUAGCUCUUGAUGCUGAACCUAACGGAGCUGUGAUUCCUAGCAGAGUCUUAUCAGAAGCUUAUUCAAAGACCAAACUCCCAGGAUCAUCCACUGCAUGCCUUUUAUCACUGAAUGGCAAUAUAUUGUGCGCUGCUAUUUUGGGUGACAGUGGGUUCGUGGUGGUUAGAGAUGGGAAUGUAGUGUACAAGUCACCUGUGCAGCAACAUAGUUUUAACUAUCCUUAUCAACUUGGACCAGCGUCCAGUGACCUUCCGAGUUCAGCCAUAGAGAUCGAACUAAAAAUGAUGGCAGGGGAUGUGAUUGUUGCUGGAACAGAUGGCUUGUUUGACAAUAUGCACUUGGAGGAGAUAUCGGCACAGGUUAGUCAAGGCAUAAGCCGGGGCUCAGAUCCUCAAGACCUUGCUUGGACAAUUGCAGAAAAUGCUCUGUACAAUUCAUUUGAUAGAUUUGCUGUGACCCCAUUCGCUCGAGCCUCUAGGGAAAACGGUGGCAGCCAUUCUGGAGGCAAGAGAGACGACAUCACUGUGCUGGUUGCUUUUGUUCAACCAGCAGUUGUAGCAGAAUCACCUUUUAAACCGAGAGGAUAA
Daucus carota subsp. sativus is the source of this 852-nucleotide messenger RNA. RefSeq names its product probable protein phosphatase 2C 55. The transcript has 2 exons. Gene Ontology annotation, molecular function: protein serine/threonine phosphatase activity. The record is from RefSeq and is a predicted model, not a curated record. Gene Ontology annotation, biological process: protein dephosphorylation. Bases 1 to 852 code for a protein of 283 amino acids. NCBI's taxonomy places the organism in Eukaryota, Viridiplantae, Streptophyta, Magnoliopsida, Apiales, Apiaceae.